AUGGGGUUGGACAAGGCUGUUUAUGGUGCUUGUCAUGGAUUGUUGUGUUUACUUGAUCCUUCAAAGGAUAAGGCUGCCAUUUGGAACCCAUCAACCAGAGAGUUUAAAAUCCUUCCACCAUCUUCAAUCCAACGCCCUCCAUAUUUUUCACCAUUCGAAGAAACCUACCUUACUUUAGAUGACGUUUCUUUUGACCACGCUUCUUUUGGGUUUGAUUCUAAAACUGAUGACUACAAAGUCAUACGAUUUGUUACUCUUACUUUUGUUAAUAGUGAAGAACAAUAUCCACAUCCUCAUUUUAUGGACCAAGUUGAGUUGUAUUCUCUUAGAAGUAAUUCCUGGAAGGAAAUUCCAUGUCCUGAUUAUAAACCAACUGAAACAACUUUGGGAAAUAAUUAUGUAGACGGAAUUUGCUAUUGGAAAACAGAGACAGGGGCAUAUCUUGAUUUUAGAGGACUAAUUCUUUCAUUUGACAUGGGGAAUGAGAAGUUCUCAAUUUUACCUAUCCCAGAAUUCGUUGGGUCUUUCCCAGAAUACUAUGUUAAUCUAUUGGUGUUUAAUGGAUCACUUGGUGCUAUUGUUUACCCAACGGAAGGAAUUGACACGUCUUUUGAUUUAUGGGUUACAAGUGAAGGAGUGUGGACUAAACAAUUCAAUAUUAAAUCCAUUUCUGGAGUUGUACGCCCAUUGGGAUUUGGAAAAAAUGGUGACUUGUUUCUUAGAGACACAAAUGAUGAAGUACUCCUAUUUGACGCCUGCACCCAAGAGCUUAAGGAGCUUCAGAUUAAUACUUAUCUAGAUCAUUUUCGGUUCACCAUCUCCCUUCAUGCUUAUUUAGAGAGCCUGGUUCGUAUCAAUGGAAUACAAGAGAAUAUUGAGAAACAUGUAAUACGUCAACCAGCGAGAGAUGCAUCAAAUGAAUACUAAAUAUGAAGAAGGCAUGAAAUGGAUACUGAAUAUGAAGAGGGAUGCGGAGCUAGAACAUAUAUGUGUAAGAUGUAAUAGGAAUUUUUUGUUGUGAGCUUCUUAAUAUUGCUGUUAUUGUUUGGGUUAUAUGUUUGAGAUGUUAACUAUUUCCUGGUUUCUGUAUUUGGAGAAUUGUUCAGUUUAUAUUUGGUUUUUGUUGGUUAGA
Messenger RNA from Gossypium raimondii (Peruvian cotton), 1132 nucleotides. Its product is annotated as F-box protein CPR1. Bases 1 to 927 code for a protein of 308 amino acids. The transcript has a single exon. The record is from RefSeq and is a predicted model, not a curated record. NCBI's taxonomy places the organism in Eukaryota, Viridiplantae, Streptophyta, Magnoliopsida, Malvales, Malvaceae.